Molecule: messenger RNA, 2553 nt
Organism: Hansenula anomala
Lineage: Eukaryota; Fungi; Ascomycota; Saccharomycetes; Phaffomycetales; Wickerhamomycetaceae
Gene: TSR1
Product: small subunit rRNA maturation protein TSR1
Exons: 1
Coding region: 180-2468 (762 amino acids)
Biological process (GO): endonucleolytic cleavage of tricistronic rRNA transcript (SSU-rRNA, 5.8S rRNA, LSU-rRNA); ribosome biogenesis; maturation of SSU-rRNA from tricistronic rRNA transcript (SSU-rRNA, 5.8S rRNA, LSU-rRNA)
Cellular component (GO): nucleus; preribosome, small subunit precursor
Molecular function (GO): U3 snoRNA binding; GTPase activity; GTP binding
Source: RefSeq, a predicted model, not a curated record
AUCAAGCUCAAUUAAGGAAAUCCUGAGUUCAGAUUCAACCUUGAGAGUUGUAUCGCGAUGAGCUGGUUAUAUGCCCUGGUCUCGAAAAAAAAUUAUCUACACCAAAAACUUUUUAAUAGUAGGUAAGAUAGAUCAAGCAUAAUCAGAACGACUGAUAUCAACCUACAACCUAGUAUAAAAUGGCCGGUCAUUCUCACAGAUCCACCGUCAAGAAUGGUCAUAAGCCAUUCAAGUCAAGACACUCCUCCAAAGGUGCUAUCAAAAACAAAACAAAAGGUAAAAUUGAAAAGGAAUCCAAUUCACUCAAACAGAAGAAAGGCUCUAGUAAGCUUGAACGUAAAAACUUGGCUAAACAAUUGAGAGAAAACAAAAUCACACAAACUGCUGAAAUCAGAAAAGUAUUUGAUGGUGUCCAUGGUGCAGAGAAAAUCAUCACCGUGAUCCCAUUAACUGAUGAUGUCACCCCAGAAGAGAUUGUGAAUAAGCUUAUUGAUACAGCUAAUACAGAAGAUGCUUCAAUGAUCCAAGGUCCAUCUGUCACUUCAGUCAGAAUAAACAAAUAUAAGUCAAACCUAAAGUUCAUUAUUCCAGAUUUCAAUAAUUUUGUGUCAAUUCUAGACGCUGCUAAAGUUGCAGAUUAUGUAGUGUUUGGUUUAUCAGGUACUUCAGAAGUUGAUCCUGAAUAUGGUGAACAAAUUAUCAGAGCAUUAGAACUACAAGGUAUUGGACAUGCUAUGGGUGUUGUUACAAAUCUUUCUGUUGUUCAACCAAAGGAAAAAUUCCAACUUGAUUUGAAACAAUCAUUACAAAGUUACUUUAAGCAUUUCUUUCCUGCCGAAGAAAAAAUCUAUAACUUGGAAAACAGCUCAGAUGCUUUGGUGGCCAUUAGAACAUUAUGUCAAAGAUUCCCUAAAUCAAUCACUUGGAGAGAUUCUAGAGGUUGGAUUGUGGCUGAUGAAGUUAACUGGGAAAACUCUAACUCUCAAGAUGCACAAGAAGGUUAUUUGACUGUUGAAGGUACCGUAAGAGGUAUCGGUUUCAAUGCCAAUAGACUUGUUCAUAUUCCAGGUCAUGGUGAUUUCCAAAUUGAACGCAUAGAAAGAAUUCAAAGAAAUGAUCUUGAAGCUUUUAAUGCAGAUGAGAAUCAAGAGACACUUGAUGAACUUGCUCCAAAUGAACUUUCAAUGGAAGAUUGGGAAGAUGAAGAAGAAUAUAAUUAUGAUGAUGGCGAAGCUGUGAGAUAUGAUAAUGGUUAUUUACCUGCUGAAAAAGUUGAGAAAAAGAAGUUGAAUUUGCCAGAGGGUACUUCAGAUUACCAAGCAAAAUGGUUCUUAGAAGAUGAUAUUGUUGAAGACGAUGACGAAGAUCUUGAAGAUGAUGAAAUCACAAGUGAGCCAGAAUUAGUUGAUGAUGAUGAACAAAUGGAUGUUGAAGAUAUGCAAUCCGAACCUGCAGAUUUACAGAGUGAGAUGUUUGUUGAGCUAUCGCCUGAAGAAGAAGAACGUCAACUUCAAAUGUAUCGUGAAAAGGAAGAAGAAGAUUAUGAAUUCCCAGAUGAAGUUGAAUUAAACCCAACUGAAUCAGGUAAAGAAAGAUUAAAAAGAUUUAGAGGUUUGAAGAACUUGCAUAACUCAAUUUGGGAUUGUGAUGAAUAUGAUCCAAAGGCACCAUCAGAAUGGAGAAGAUUAUUACGUAUUUCUAAUUUCAAAGCUACUAAAAACAAAAUACUGAAGGAUUCAAUCAAAGAAGCACAAGUCACAACAGGAUCGAGAGUCAAACUUUACAUUAAAGCUCCACAAUUCAUCACAUCAAAGAUCUCCAACUGGAAAGAAAUUCCACUUAUAGUUUAUGGUUUGUUAGAACACGAACAUAAAAUGGCUGUUGUUAACUUCUCAAUUCAACCUUGGGAAGAUUAUGAAAAACCAAUUCCAUCUAAGGAUACAAUUGUUGUCCAAUACGGUCCAAGACGUCAAGUUAUUAAACCAUUAUAUUCAGCUGCAUCAAAUAACCCAAAUAAUGUCCAUAAAUAUGAAAGAUUCUUGCAUAAAGAUAGUGUUGGAAUUGCUACUGCUAUUGCACCAGCCAAUUUCACCAAUGCACCAGCCAUUUUCUUCAAACAAUCAUCAGAAUCACCAAAGAAGAUUGAAUUGCUUGGUAAAGGUUCAUUCUUGAAUGCUGAACAUCAAAGAGUUUUAGCAAAGAGAGCUAUCUUAACUGGUCAUCCAUUGAAAAUUCAUAAAAACGUUGUCACUAUCCGUUACAUGUUCUUCAAUGCAGAUGACAUUCAAUUCUUCAAAGCUGUUCCAUUAUUCACUAAAUCUGGUAGAUCAGGUUUCAUUAAAGAGAGUUUGGGUACUCAUGGUUAUUUCAAAGCAAAUUUCGAUGGAAAAAUCAGUUCACAGGAUACUGUUGCAAUGUCCUUAUACAAACGUGUUUGGCCAAGACCUUCAAUCAUGUGGACUCAAUAAGAGGUGUUUAUGCAUUAGAUUUUUAUGUAACGUUUUCAAUAUGGGGUUUAUCUAAAUUGUAGCAUUAUAAGCUGUAGCCUGUCAG